Messenger RNA from Penicillium pulvis, 4914 nucleotides. RefSeq names its product aminophospholipid-translocating P4-type ATPase DNF3. Gene Ontology annotation, molecular function: magnesium ion binding; ATP binding; ATPase-coupled intramembrane lipid carrier activity. The record is from RefSeq and is a predicted model, not a curated record. Lineage: Eukaryota; Fungi; Ascomycota; Eurotiomycetes; Eurotiales; Aspergillaceae. Gene Ontology annotation, cellular component: plasma membrane. Gene Ontology annotation, biological process: endocytic recycling; phospholipid translocation; intracellular protein transport. The transcript has a single exon. The coding region runs from base 1 to 4914 and encodes 1637 amino acids.
AUGUCCAACAAUGACGAGCCUACCGAUGGCUCUCGACAGUCGCAGGACACCGUGCAGCGACCGUCGCUUGUUUCGUCGCGUACCAUGUCCGACGUCGGCCGCCGCUCCUCACAACAUGUGCGAUUUUCCACCGAUCUCGAACGUCCCGUCGCCGAAGAACAGCGCAAUCCCCCCAACGACGACCGACGCCCCAGCUCUCGCGGCCUAACAAUUAACACGGCGCUGGCGCCCCCGAAUGUUCAACAAUCUGCUCGCUCGCCCACCUCCCCACUCUCCCCUAGUACUGGUCCCAACCCCCACGCCACACUCUCUCCGACAUCCCCACCCGGCACUGAUUCCAACGGUCGUUCACGGUCGCGAAAUCGUGGAUAUUCCUUGCGCCGAUCUCUUUUCAACAGAAAUAUCUUAUCGCAACCAGAACAAGAUGAUGCGGACGCAGCAGAGCUGGGAGAGGCCAAGGGCACGAGCCCGGUACGGGAAGAAGAACCUGUUCUUGAACCGCCGAUGGUGCAUAGCCCGGUGGAAGAAAAGAAUGAGUUGGCCGUCGCGCCGACCGCAACCGUCGAAUCGGACAAAGAAGCUGCCUCAACGUACUUCUCCUCAGAGAUUUCCGAGCAGGGCUUGAAGAAGGAUCAUUACAUGACAAUUGCGCAGGACAGAUGGUCGAGCAAAAAAGCGGAAUUGGCCGUGCUGUCGGAUCGCUUUGAAGCAUUCCUGACCAAGGUUCAGCAUUUCAUUCUGCGCAUCAAGGAGAUUCCGCCCACGGAGAAUGGUCGCCAUAUCAAUUUGAAACCCUCCUUGGUGGAGACUUAUCUUGAUGAGCGCACGGGGAAACCCUAUACUGAGAAUUGGAUUCGAUCGAGCCGCUACAGCUUUUGGAGUUUCUUCCCGCGUCAACUAUUCGCGCAAUUCACCAAGUUGGCCAAUUUCUACUUUCUAAUUGUUGCCAUCUUGCAAAUGAUUCCUGGGCUGAGUACCACGGGUACCUACACGACCAUUGUUCCGCUCUUGAUUUUCGUUGGUAUCUCCAUGGGCAAGGAAGGUUUCGAUGACUGGCGCCGUUAUCGUCUGGAUAAAGAAGAGAAUAACAGCUAUGCGUCAGUACUUCGGGCUACCGAUGGAGCGACAGACGAAGAUACGGAGGGAACUGCAGUGGCUAAUGGCUACUAUGACUGGGUCCAAAUCAAGUGGCAGGAGAUCCGAGUUGGAGAUGUCAUCAAGCUGCAUCGUGAUGAGCCCAUUCCCGCUGAUAUUGCCUUGCUUCAUGCCAACGGCCCUAACGGCGUGGCCUUCAUCGAAACCAUGGCCCUUGAUGGCGAGACCAACUUGAAGAACAAGGCACCAUGUCAAUCGGUGGCCAAGGUGUGCUCCACAGAAGAAGAUAUCACCCGCAAUGAGCUACAAUUCGUUGUGGAAGACCCAAACCUGGAUCUUUACAAAUUCGAUGGCCACGUUACUGUCAAUGGGCAGGAGAAGUUACCCUUGACAAACAACGAGAUUGUUUACCGCGGAAGUAUUCUGCGCAACACUGAUCGCGCACUCGGUAUGGUGAUCUAUACUGGCGAGGAAUGCAAGAUCCGUAUGAACGCAAACAAGAAUCCUCGAAUUAAACAGCCUGCUCUCCAAGCCAAGGUCAACCGCGUCGUCAUGCUGAUUGUGCUCAUCGUCAUCAUCAUGUCCGUGGUGUGCACCAUCGCCUAUCGCUUCUGGUCGCAGGAUGUUGAGAAACACUCAUGGUAUCUCAAAAAUGCUAGCGUGGCCUAUGGACCCGUCUUCACUUCCUAUCUCAUCAUGUUCAACACUAUGAUCCCCAUCUCACUUUACGUGAGUAUGGAGAUCGUUAAGGUUGUUCAAAUGUUCUUGCUCAACGAUAUUGACAUGUACGACCCCGAAACGGACACGCCCCUCGAGGCACGAACAUCCACCAUCAACGAGGAACUGGGCCAAGUCAGCUACAUUUUCUCCGACAAAACUGGUACUCUCACGAACAACUCCAUGCGCUUCCGUAAGAUAAGUGUCGCCGGAACGGCUUGGUUACAUGAUUCGGACCUCCAGGAGGAAGCUGCCCGUGAAGGCGAGAAACUCAUUCACAAGAAGCGAACCGUCAAAGGCAAGAAGGCUAUUGGCCGGAAAUCCAACCUUUCCGAGGCCCGCAUGCCCCGUCCGUCUAAUGUGUCCGCUGCCGACGUCUUGCGCCGCUCUACUCCUCACCGCACUACCGAGAUGAUCGAGUACAUCCAGCGCAAGCCAUACACUAUCUUUGCUCGAAAGGCCAAGCUAUUUAUCCUGGCUAUGGCAUUGUGUCACACCUGUAUUCCUGAGAAGGACGAGGCGGGUGAUUAUACAUUCCAGGCUGCCUCACCCGAUGAACUUGCUCUCGUGUUGGCGGCUAAAGAACUGGGUUACUUGGUGAUGGACCGACAGCCAAGUAACCUGACUAUCCGCACAUACCCUAACGGCCCAGAUGAGGCUGCUAGCGAUGAGACUUACCAGAUUCUGGAUGUCAUUGAGUUCUCGAGUGCACGGAAGCGUAUGUCGGUCGUGGUCCGCAUGCCUGACCAGCGUAUCUGCGUCUUCUGCAAGGGCGCCGAUACCUCUUUGAUGCGUUUGCUCAAGCGUGCCGAUUUAGCACAGGAGAAAUCGGAGGAGAUUGCGCGCCGCACUAGCAAGCGCAAGGCCGCCGAGGCAAACCAAGUCAUUCGCCGCAACAGCGAGUACAACAGCCGGAAAGACAGUGGUGUUCGGAGCAGUCUCAGUCGACCUAGCUUCACUCGCCGGCGCUCAUCCAUCUCUGGUCAGCAUACCUCAACUCUCCGUGCUAGCAUCGAUGUUUGGCUGCGUGACCGGGAGACAGAUGGUGGUAUCACCAACCGCGAAGCUGACAGCGAGUAUUAUUCUCCACGACCAUCGGCGCAAAUGUCCAUGGGAAGAAACUCUGCGGUUAUCUCGGAUUCUGGAAGUUCUACAAAUGGCGAGGAAGAAGAGGACCUUGUUGAAGAAGCCCUUGUGGUGAAUGAGACCGCCAUCUUUGAGCGGUGCUUCCAGCAUCUCAACGACUUUGCGACCGAUGGAUUGCGUACUCUUCUGUACGGUCAUCGAUUCUUGGACGAGACUACCUACAAUACCUGGAAGGCUGCAUAUAACAAUGCUUCUACCAGUAUUCUUGAUCGACAGGAAAAGAUUGAAGAGGUCGGAGAGCAGAUCGAACAACAGCUCGAGCUGACAGGUGCUACUGCCAUUGAAGACAAGUUGCAGAAGGGCGUUCCGGAGACCAUCGACAAGCUGCGACGCGCCAACAUCAAGUUGUGGAUGUUGACCGGUGAUAAGCGCGAGACAGCUAUUAACGUUGGCCAUGCUUGCCGUCUAGUCCGAGAUUACUCCCAAUUGACAAUCCUUGAUCAACAAAAUGGCGAUGUUGAACAGACGAUCAUUGACCUCACCAACGAGAUUCUUCGCGGUCGCGUCGCCCAUUCUGUGGUAGUUGUUGAUGGACAGACGCUUGCGACAAUCGAAGCGAACGAAAUCGUCCGAAAGCGCUUUUUCCAACUGGCUAUCCGUGUGGACUCUGUGAUCUGUUGCCGUGCGAGCCCCAAGCAGAAGGCGUUCCUUGUCAAGACGAUUCGCACUCAUCUCGACGACGCCAUCACUCUCGCAAUUGGAGAUGGUGCCAACGAUAUUGCCAUGAUCCAGGAAGCUCAUGUUGGUAUUGGUAUUGCUGGUAAAGAGGGUCUCCAGGCUGCGCGCAUUUCAGACUAUUCCAUUGGACAGUUCCGGUUCUUGCAGAAGCUGCUUCUGGUUCAUGGUCGGUGGAAUUACAUGCGCGCAUGCAAGUACACUCUUGGUACCUUUUGGAAGGAAAUGCUUUUCUACCUGACUCAAGCGCUCUACCAGCACUGGAACGGGUAUACUGGCACCAGUUUGUAUGAGUCUUGGAGUUUGAGUAUGUUCAAUACACUCUUCACCUCUCUUGCUGUGAUCUUCCUGGGGAUAUUCAGCAAGGACCUGGCCGCGUCGACACUGCUGGCUGUACCGGAACUCUACACCAAAGGUCAACGCAAUGGUGGCUUUAAUAUUCGAUUGUGGGCCGGUUGGUCGUUUAUGGCCGCCUGCGAAGCAGUGAUCAUCUUCUUCACUAUGUACGGCCUGUUCGGAAUGAUCCAAAUCAACCCCAGUGAUAUCGAUACAUUCGCCCUCGGCCUGCUCACCUUCACUACUUGUGUGGUGGUCAUCAACAUUAAACUUCAGGUCCUGGAAGUCCACAACAAAACCUACCUGAACCUCAUCGUCAUCAUCAUCUCCAUUGGUGGCUGGUUCAUGUGGAACAUGAUCCUUUCGAAAGAAUACAAGCUCAAAUCCGGAAAAGGAGUCUACGACGUCCCUUCAAAUUUCCUCUUCCACGUUGGCCACAAUCUCCUUUUCUGGGCUGUCCUCUUCGUCUCUGCCAUGUCAGUCAUCAUGCUCGAAAUGACAGUUAGCACCCUCCGUGCCCUCUUCCUCCCUACAGAUGUCGAUAUCUUCCAAGAAUACGAGCAAGACCUCGAUAUCCGCAGACGGUUCGAAGAGGCAGCAGCCACAGAACUCCAGCAGGGUUGGGAUCACGGUACCAAAAAAUCCAGUGUCGAGAUUGCCCGUGAAACUAUGGAGAUGGAUGCUCGAGAGCGUCAUGUCCAGGAGUUGCUUGCUCGUCCGCGUGUCAUGACUGAGGCCAAGCCUGUUGCUCAGGAACAUGAGCUUGAGGGCUACUCUAGUGGUAGUGCCAGUGCUAGUCAGGUCGGUAGCACCGUCCAUGAGACAACCGACAACACCUUUGGACCUGUCUCACCUUCUGAAUCCUGUGGUCCGCGCCGCUCUGUCGAGAUCCACGAAUUAUUCAGUAAAGGCUUUGGUGCAAUCCACAAAGGCCAACUGAAAUGA